Schistosoma mattheei is the source of this 1506-nucleotide messenger RNA. The record is from the annotation of a GenBank genome assembly. Lineage: Eukaryota; Metazoa; Platyhelminthes; Trematoda; Strigeidida; Schistosomatidae.
AUGAAUCAAUUUCAUCAAAACAAUGAUAAUUAUCAUGAAAUCAAUAAUCAUUUAGAUUUACAAUCAUCAUCACAAUCAAUUUCAGCUACAAAAAAUGAUUAUAUUUUAAAUUUAAUUACUAAACCAGAUCGUGAAAAAAAUCCUUUAUAUUAUGUACGUAUAAAAUGUAUUGAUCAAGCGUCUAAUUUUAAUGAACAAAUUAUUCGCUUACGUGUAUUAGACAUGAAUGAUGAACAGCCAAGAUUUCAAAAAUCAAUAUAUCGAUUUGAUCUACCAGAGAAUAGUGAUAAACAAUUGAAACCAUUAGGAUAUUAUCGAUUGAAUAAAACAAGUAAUACUUAUUUAACAAAUCAAACAUCAUUAAUAAAAGAAAUUGUAGAUGAACGGAAAGAAUAUAAAUCUGAAGGAAUGGAUGAUCGUUAUGAAUAUCGAAUAGGUCGUGUACUAGCAGAAGAUAAUGAUCAAGGUGAAAAUGCACGUGUUGAAUAUUAUCUAGAUGAAGUAGAAGAUAAGAACUUAUUUAUUUAUCAUAAUGAAAACAAUAAUAAUAACAAUAAUGAUAAUGAUAAUAAUAAUGAACAUAGUCAUGAACUAGUCAGAGUUGAUCAAUUAUUCCGUAUUGAUUCACAUACUGGUAUAUUAUAUGCAUUGAAAAAAUUUGAUGGUGAAAAUGUCGACAUGUUUCGUUUUAAUGUAUUCGCUUUAGAUCAACCAAAUCAAUUAACAUCAAUUCGACAUAGUGGAACAGCUAUAGUUGAAAUCAAAAUUACAGAUGUUAAUGAUUGGCCACCAUUAUUUAUAUUAACAAAUCAAUCUAAUAUUAAUAAUACAGAUACUACUACUAAUAAUAAGGAUAAUAUAAGUAAGAAUAAACCAGCUUAUUGGUUAGUUGGACGAAUUAUGGCAAUUGAUUUAGAUAUUGAAAGUAAAGCAAUGACAUAUAAUAAUAAUAAUAAUAAUAAUAAUAAUAAUAAUAAUAAUAAUAAUAAUCAUAAUAUAAACAAGGUAUCUCCUCCAUCUAAAACACCAUUCAUUUCAUCAUCUUUAUCAUAUAUUACAUUAAGAAUAUCAAAUGAUUCACCAUUAAUAAUACGUCGAACAUUUAAUUUACAUGCUACAAAUGGUUAUUUAAGAACAUCAAUGACAUUAGAUCGUGAAAAACAAAAUAUUUAUAUAUUUAAUGUCAUUGCUUAUGAUGGUAAUCCAUCUACUGUAACAUCACAAACAUCAACAGCUACAGUAACUGUAAUUGUAGACGAUGAGAAUGACAAUGAUCCUGUUUUUAUUAGACCUGCUAUUUCUACUACAACAUUAUCAUCUAAAUCAAAAUCAACGUUAAACUCAAUCAAUAAUGAACUUACAAACAAUAUUCAUAAACCAUAUUCUAUCAAUUCACUAAUUAAUGAUAAAAAAGAAAAUGAAUUACAAGCAAAACAAAAUGAUCAUUUAAAGUUAAUUGGCCCGCCUCCCAUAAUGAUCAUAAUAACAAUGACAAUAAUCCAUUGA